UCAGCAGCAGCAGCAGCAUGGAGCACCCAGGUGGACCCGGCGUCUCCCUCUCACGGCUCUACAGGUGCAUUCUGACGGGCUCGUGCCCCGAACGGACCCCGGCGGAGUUCGCUGACGUCAUACUGUCCGCCCUGCGUGGACCCGCGCGCUGUGAGGACGGAGGGCGUUGUCAUGGCAGCACCGUGGAGCAAAUGUGCAUGAGCGCGAGCCUGGUGGAGAGGAUCGCCUGCGGUCUGACGUCACGGAGCUUCAGUCCAGCUGUGACGUCAUACUGCGAGGAGGUGGCGAGGGUGCUGUUUAGUGAGACUGACGUCAUCAGAGAGCUGGUACAGAACUUCCUGUCCGAUCACCUGAUGGUGUCACACCUGUCUGCUAAGAGCGUGUCAGCGUCCGUGUUCUACUUCCUGCAAACAUCAGGUACCGUCAGUCCUGUGUGGAGGCAGACGUGUGAGCAGGCGUUUCUGACAUCACUUCCUGGUUCAGAGCUGGACGCCUGUCUGUGGUCGCUGACUGACAUCCUUAAAAGACUUCUGAAAUCUGCUGAUGGAGAGAUCUUCAUGGAGCUCCUGGCAGCGUUCGACUCGUCUCUGGGUUUGUUGUGUUCAAAGUUCCUCCUGGAGGACAGACAGAUGGACGAUUCCAUCUGCAGACAGCAGGGGGCGUCGCUCUACCUCCUGCUGGAGCUGCUGGAGGUGCUGACGGCGUCGAGUUCUCUGUGUGGCGCUGCUGCGUGUCUGCAGAGUCAGAGAAUAACACACGCUCAGUGCUCUGCUCUCCUACACGCCGCCGCCGGCUCGUCAGAGUACUUUGUGAAGAAGCGGGCGGUGCUGCUGCUAAAGAGGGCGGUGCUACAGAAGGCUGGAGAGGACUGGGCUACGGGAGACGUCCUGCUCAGCGCCGUGAAACCCCAACACAUCAGCGCCGAUACGAGCCUGCUGGCUCACAGCGUGCUGAUGGCGCUGGCUGCUGAUUGGUUGGAGAGCCUUCAAGUAGAAUCUGCCUCGUUCUUUGGAGGAAUCAGAGCAGAGCGAGCUGAUGGGGAGCAGAAAUCCGACGACGUGAUGCUCAGAGCUGUCAGCCUGCUGGUCCUCAAGUCUGCAGAGAUUUACGUCCAAUCAGAGGGAGGGACAGCAGGACAGAGCAGAACCACAGAGGAUUAUGGGUACCCGCAGAGACUGUGGAGCUUCCUGGAGAGGAACAGUGUCCAUCUGAGCACGCUCACUCACCGCUGCUGCUGGAUCAGCGUGCUGUUUGGAGAUCAGGACGACGACAUGAUGGAGGCCGCCAAGGCUUCACUCUCGAUAUUCCUCCAUCACCGGCGGAGCUCUGAUCUGGAUGACUCUGCUGACCUGGACGUGGCGUGUUGUCACGGUAACAACCCUCACUGCAUCUUCGUGCUGCUGCUUCAGAGCGUCUCCUUUGACCACAGCAUCCUCCUCGACUUCCUCAUCUCCACGGAAACCUGCUUCCUGGAGUUCCUCAUACGCUACCUUAAGUGUCUGACAGCUGAUUGGUCGGGCUUCACUGCGGCGUGUAGGAGGAUCAGCUCACAGCAGGGGGUCGCUCCUGCUUCCUGUGGUCAUGUGAUCAAACCGACGACUGAAUCUGGGCUUCGCCUAGUGCAGUAUGGGAGUUCUGAAGAGUCAGAAACAGAUGACAUGGAGGAUUCUUACCGUGGAGCGAGGACGUCUGAUGGCGGGAAAAGUCGAUUUAGUGGCAACGAUGAUAAGCAGGAAGUAAGAGGAGAACCAGGACCAAUCGGACGAACACUAAACCAAUCAUUACACUUGGUGAAUAAAGCUGAUGAACAUGAUGGAACUUCAUCCUCAUUGUCUGCUCGGUCUGGACCAGCAAGCUGUGGUGCCUUGGAGAGGGCAGUCCUCUGUCUGGCUGAGCUCAGAGCGUUACUGACCAGGCUGCAGGCCAAGAAACUCUUCCCAUACAACCCCACGUCUCUUUUAAAGCUUUUAGGACAAGUAGAAAACAUUUCCCAGCAGAAACAACUGUCAAAGUUCAAUAAAACAUCAUGAGUAUGAUAAUAAA
Molecule: messenger RNA, 2043 nt
Organism: Cheilinus undulatus (humphead wrasse)
Lineage: Eukaryota; Metazoa; Chordata; Actinopteri; Labriformes; Labridae
Gene: lins1
Product: lines homolog 1
Exons: 6
Coding region: 18-2030 (670 amino acids)
Source: RefSeq, a predicted model, not a curated record